This is a messenger RNA of Histoplasma capsulatum G186AR, 654 nucleotides long. RefSeq names its product Nop10 family nucleolar RNA-binding protein. The transcript has 4 exons. Gene Ontology annotation, biological process: positive regulation of telomerase RNA localization to Cajal body; snRNA pseudouridine synthesis; ribosome biogenesis. NCBI's taxonomy places the organism in Eukaryota, Fungi, Ascomycota, Eurotiomycetes, Onygenales, Ajellomycetaceae. The record is from RefSeq and is a predicted model, not a curated record. Gene Ontology annotation, molecular function: telomerase RNA binding; box H/ACA snoRNA binding. The coding region runs from base 65 to 256 and encodes 63 amino acids. Gene Ontology annotation, cellular component: box H/ACA telomerase RNP complex; box H/ACA snoRNP complex.
ACAGACAAGAUCUCUAAGAACUCACUCACUGUUCUUAAGAGUCGGCUUAAACCUCUUAGCAAAAAUGCAUCUCAUGUAUACCCUCGACAGUGAAGGCAAGCGCAUCUACACAUUGAAAAAGGUGCUGGAUGGCCAGGUCACAAAAUCUGCCCAUCCCGCCAGAUUCUCGCCAGAUGACAAAUACUCCAGACAGCGAGUUACAUUGAAGAAACGAUAUGGACUGCUCUUGACGCAGCAGCCUGAACCCAAAAUGUGACCGCUCUCUGGCAAUAAUUGAUAUCCGGGCGAAUGGCGUUAUUCUUUUGUGGCGAGGAAAGGGCGGUUUUUAAAAAUGAGGCAUAUAUAAUCCUAAACUAGUCUCAUCUAUUGUUACCUAUCUAAGGCUCCACGGUUUCCUUUUGGUAUGGCUCUGUACAAAUUCUAUGGUGGCGAAGUACUAGCAGAAAUCAAGGUGCUGCGGACAUAAUUCGAGUUCAGAUGCCAUACGACUCACUCUAUAUGUGACAUUCUACUCUACGUUGCACAUCCAAGCGAUCUCCCAUGCCUGAAGUAUUGAAAUGGGGUUUUAUAUUUGCGAUCCUUUAUCUAUCUUUGAUUCCCUACUAGUAUGAAAUGCUUAAAGAAAAAUCAUCAGUGAAAAUAAGGAUUAUAUAA